Molecule: messenger RNA, 7836 nt
Organism: Lipotes vexillifer (Yangtze River dolphin)
Lineage: Eukaryota; Metazoa; Chordata; Mammalia; Artiodactyla; Lipotidae
Gene: CEP295
Product: centrosomal protein 295
Exons: 30
Coding region: 1-7836 (2611 amino acids)
Biological process (GO): regulation of centriole replication
Cellular component (GO): centriole; centrosome; cytosol
Source: RefSeq, a predicted model, not a curated record
AUGAAAAUGAAGAGAAAGGUGGUGAAUGCCGCCGGCAAGCUGAGAUUGAGUCCUAAUGAGGAAGCCUUCAUUUUAAAAGAAGAUUAUGAAAGAAGACGAAAACUAAGAUUGCUACAGGUUCGAGAACAAGAAAGAGAUAUCGCUUUACAAAUAAGAGAAGAUAUAAAACAGAGGAGAAAUCAGCAACUCACUCGUUUGGCAGAAGAACUAAGGACAGAAUGGGAGGAAUCACAAACUCAGAAAAUAAAGAACUUGGAAAAACUGUAUUUGGCAAGUUUAAGAAAUAUGGGAGACGGGCAUCAACAAGCCAAAGAAAAUGAGCCUGAUUUAAAUGCUCUGGCACACCGGGCAGCAGAAAGAAAAAAAAAAGCAGAAAUGAGGCAUAAAGAGGCCCUGAAAGUACAGAAAAAUCAAAAAGAAAUGUUAAUGAAACAAAAAACCUGGCAUAUAAAAGCUCGAAAAGAAGCACUGCUUGCGGAAAAAGAGAGAUCUGCCAAAAUUACAAGUCUGCCACCUCCUCCUCCAACUCUUUUUGAGAACAUUGACUUAAAGAAAACUUCUAAUGUGAAAACCAAUAGUUCUACCUACCAUCAUCUUUAUACUUUUGUUAAUAGAGAGGUGGACACAAAGCAGCCAGAUCCUCAUUUGGCUGCUAAAGAAGAGGCUAAAAGAUUGGAAGAACUACAGAAACAAGCAGCAGAAGAGAGAAUAGAGCAGUGUGAGAAGGCACAUGCACGGGGUUUCCAAGCAAUGAAAAAGAUCCAUUUGGCUCAAAAUCAGGAGAAACUAAUGAAAGAACUCAAACAGCUACAACAAGAGGACCUGGCACGCAGGAGACAGAUGGUAGCACGGAUGCCACCACAACUAGUUGAACUUCCAUACAAACGCAGUGAAAUGAAAGAUGAUUGGCAGAGACAGCUAGAAUUUGCCUUUGAAGACAUGUACAAUGCAGACAGGAAGGUGAAAGGAAACCUGAUUUUGCACCUUGAACCAGAGCCUCUGCCCACUGUGACUGAUCAGAUCCAAGAUGAAGAACUGGACCUUUCAAUGGAACAAGAAAUUACAGGGGAGACUGAAAACAUUCCAGUGACAGAAGCUGAAACAAUAUGUUCUAGUGAAGCAGAUGUUCCCUUGGCAAUGAAGACCCACCAGAUUCCUUCAAAAAUUCUUUUUAAAAAAUUAUUAAAUAAGAUCCGAAACCAAAAGUCUCUCUGGACAAUUAAAUCCAUGUCUGAGGUUGAAAGCGAAAUGAUUACAACUGUUAGUGAAACUGAAAGUAAAGCCCUGACAGUUGAAUCAGGAGCAGCUGUGAGUGAAGACAGAACAUUAUCCUCUGGGCAGAAACAAGAUGUUGAAAGUGACACGCUAACAGUUGACUCUGGACCACUUACUAGUGAAGAUAAACCACUUUCAUUCAAUACAGACUCUGAAAAGGAACAAGAAAUGAAAGAGACUCAGCCUAUCACAGCAGUAGCUCAGAGUUCAGUUCUACUUCAUCCUCAGGAAGAAGCAGCCAGAAUUAGAAUGGCAGCAAGGCAGAAACAGAUAAUGGAAAUAGAAGAACAGAAGCAAAAACAGUUGGAAUUACUUGAACAAAUUGAACAACAGAAAUUAAGGUUAGAAACUGAUUGCUUCAGAACUCAGCUGGAAGAAGAAAAAAGAAAAAAAACUCAACAGACUGGGGUUGGCACUGCACCAGCAUCAUGCACCAUAAGUUCUGAUGAAGAUAAUCACAGGCAGAUGAUUUAUAACUAUCAACAACAGCUAUUACAGCAAAACAGGCUUCACAAACAGUCUUUUGAAACAGCCAGGAAACGAUUACUCGACUAUCAGACUAUGUUGAAAGGAAAGUACCCAUCCAUGUCAGCUGCACCAUUGAUACCUGGUUCUGUUACAUCAGUACCACCACAGAAAUCUGAAAGACCUACUGUUAUAUCAGAACAUGAGGAUCAAGGUCAGAGACCCAAGUUGAGUCCUAACAAACAACCUAUGCAACCCGUACAGAUCUCCAAAUUAGAGCAAGAUUUUCAGGUUCCAAGACAACAUCGCUUUCCACAAAGACAGGUAGAAACAACCAAAACAUUAGUUACUUCAGAUGUUUUAGCCGAGCAAGCUUUGGAAUCACAGGAACAGCCAAAGCAACUCUCACAGACUGAAACACAACAGAGAGACUAUAAAUUGGUCCCUAAAGACUCUCAUACACUUUCAAGGGCUUUGUCACAUGAUAAGCCACUGAUAGUACAGGAUGCUAGAGAAAGAGCUGAAACAUCUGGGGCAACAACUUUUCAAACUUUAGACUCCCGGCAAAUGUUCUCAGAGAACGAUGAAAGUAUAUCAUCUAAGUUAACUGAACCUUCUUCAUUCCUACCAUUGGUAGCUGAGCAUUCUUUUAGUUCUCUGCCUACUAAAGUUGAGUCUGGAAAAAUCCAGGAACGCUUUUCAACUGGGAGCAAAAGUAUAGUUUCUGUAAGCCAUUCUGUAGUUGGCCAAACGCAGGACAAGUCUUUGCCAUUCUCAGAGAAUAUCAUAGCCCAGCAAAGUAAUUUGAAGGCUCUCCAAAAACGGUUAGACCUACAGAAAGAAGUUCUUCGGUUAAGACAGGAAGCUCAGGAACAAUUGCUUUUGUGCAAACAGAAAGAAUUGGAAGGGCAAACUAGCCUUUCUGUAUUCCUUCCAUUGGUACCUCUGGAUUCGUUUGCUUCACUGCCUUCUGACAAAGCUGAGUCAGGGAGAAUCCAGGAAUCUUCUCCAACCAAGAAAGAGACUACAGUUUCCUCAGGCCAUCCUGGGGUCCCACAACUUCAGGAUAGGCUUAAUUUUAAAUUUCUCCAAGAACAGUUAAAUAUUCAGAGGGACAGCUCUCAGGCUAGACGGGAAGCCCAGGAAGUAUUAUGUGUACAUAAACAGAGUGAAUUGGAUGGAAGAGUAUGGGCUGAACAGACUGAGCCCCCUUCUGUCCCAUCUCAAGGAGCUCAGCAUACAUUUACUUCACUGCCUUCUGCUGGUACUCAAUCUGGAAAAAUCCAGGACCAGUAUUCAUCUAAGAGUGAGAAGGAAAUUCUCUCAAUCCAAUCUGAAAUCCCAAAAUCUCAGGAUGGGUCUUCAAGUUUCCUACAGCAGUUCCAACCUUUGCAUGAUAGUUUGAAGUUACUCCAAGAACAGCUGACUACACAGAGGGAUGCUCUUCAGGCCAGGCAUGAAGCCCAGGCAGAAUUACUUUUACGUAGACAAAGGGAUUUGGAAGACUCUAAGUCUGUGCAGAUGAGUUCUUCAUUCCUGCCAGUGGUCACUCAACGUUCAGUUGCUUCACAAGCUUCUUCUAAAACUGAGCCUAGAAGAAUUCAGAACUUUUAUUUCUCUGAGAAGGAGAGUGUUACUCCCUCAAGUCAUUUGGUAAUGCCAGCAUUUCAGGAUGAGCCUCUUAGUUUUCCCCAGCAUAACCUGCCACAGCAGGAAAAUCUAACAACACUCGAAGGUCAGUCGCACAUUCAGAGGGUAAUACUUGGUGCUAAACAAGAAACUCAGGAAUUUGUACACAAACAAAGUGAAUUACAAAAAAAAAUUCCUUCUGAACAGACUGGCACCUCUUUAUCUCUGUCUCAGGGAGCUGAAUCUGAAAAAUUCCAGGACUAUAUGUCAUUCAGGAGUGACAGUACAGUUCCCUUAAGCCAUUGGAAGAUCCCAAGAUUUCAAGAAAGACUUCUGGGGUUUUCUCGACAUAUACAACCUCUACAAGAUAAUUUGGAAGGACACCAAGAAUGGUUAGACACAGAAGAGGAGGCCCUUCAGUUUAGCCAGAAGACCCAAGGGAAUGUAUCUUCUGAACAAACUGGCCCCUCGUUCACACCCCAGUUAGCACAGCUUUCUUUUCCUUCAUUGCCUUCUGUUGAAUCUCUUACAACCCGGGAACCUCUUUCAGCAGAGAGUGAGAGUAGAAUUCCUUCAAGCCAUUUUCAGAUCCCAGAAUUGCAGGAUAGACUUUUGAAGAUAUCACAGCUUAUCCAGCCUCAACAAGAUAAUUUGAAGGCACUUCAACAACAGUUAGCUACACAGAGGGAAGCCAUCAUUCAGUCUAGACAGGAAGCUCAUCAAGAAUUACUUCUGCAUAAACAGAGUGAGUGGAAGGGAAGAAUAUCUCCCGAGCAGGCUGGCACCUCUUCUUUCCUGCCCCUAGUUGUACAGCGUCCUUUUACUCCAUUACCUCUUAGUGAAGCUGGUAGAAUCCAAGAACCUUGUUCAGCUAAGGGUGAUAAUAUAGUCUCCCCACGUCGUUCUGAGAUACCAGGGUUGCCUGAUAGGCUUUUGGGUUUACCACAGCCUGUUUUACCUCAACAAGAUUAUCCGAUUACAUUUCAACAGGAACACGUGUAUACACAGACAGGUGCCCUUCCAUGUAGUGAGAAAACCCAGAAAGAGUUGGUUUUGCCCAGACAAUAUAAAUUUGAGGAGAAGUCAUCUGAGCAUUUUAUCCAACCUCUCCAUGGUGAUUUGAAGGCACUUCAAGAGCAGUUAGACAUACAGAGGAAAGCCACUCAUUCUAGACAGGAAGUCCGAGAAGAAUUGCUUUUGCAAAGACUAAGUAAAUUGGAGAAAAGGGUCUCACCUGAGCAGACCAGCACCUCUUCAUCCUUAUCCCACAUAGCACUGCCUGUUGCUGACUCUGAAAGAACCCAAAAAUCUCUUCCAACCAGAAGUGACAGUACUGUUUCUUCAAGUCAUCCUGAGAUUCCAAGGUCUCAGGAUAGGCUUUUGAGUUUAUCCCAGGCUUUUCUGCCUCAGCAAGGUCAUGUGUCAGCACAGUUGGGCUUACAGAGAGAAGUGCUGCGUUUUAAUGAAAAAGCUCAGGAAGAACUGCUUUUAAACAAGCAAGCAGAGCUGAUUGAAGGUGACUCUUCUGAGCAGCCUGUUCCCUCUAUGUUUCUACCCAAGGAAAGAGAGCAUUCAUUUAUUCCACUACCUUUUGCUGAAGUAAAAUGUAAAAACAUUUGUGAAUUGUAUUCAGCCAAGAAUGAACAUGCAGCUCCUUCAAGUGCUUCUAUGAGCCCAAGACUUCAAGAUAGAUUUUUGAGUUUUCCACAACCUCUCUUAGCUCAGCAAGAUAAUUUGGGACUUCAGAAGCAGAUGGAGCUACAAAAAGAAGUUCUGCAUUAUGGCCAAAAAGCCCAAGAAGAAUUGCUUGUACAGAGACAAACAGCAUUGCAGCAGCACAUUCAGAAACAUCAGGAGACCUUGAAGGAUUUCUUUAAAGACAGUCAGACAAGUAAGCCCACAGUUGAAAAUGAUUUUGAAACUAAGAAGCUCAGAGAAUGCCUUGUUCAUCUCCAAGAUCUAGCCAAAGACAAUCAGGAAAACAUUGGUACUGCAGGCAGGAGAAACUGUGAUAAUAAUCAGCUCCUUUCAGAAGAUAGUAAUGCCCAGCAAAAUGGGGAGCAUCAGGACGAAGAACUGGGUGGGAAAUCCUCAAAACCACCUGUAGCAAAAGUUAAAGGUGGAUUGGACUUGAACCAACAUGAACUUAGUGCCAUACAAGAGGUAGAAUCACCAGCAAGUGGCAGAACUUCUAUACUAGGUAGACCAGACUUUUAUCAAGACAGAGACCCACUGAGGGUCUCAGUCAGCCGAGAACAGAGUUUUCUUGGGAGCCCCCUGGACUGUGAUCCAUUUGGUCAUCUUCACCCAGUUGCCCAGGAGAGCAUCUGUGGUGAUGACUCUGAUAAAGCAGAGCCACAGAUGACCGUAUGCCUUGGCCGGCUUUCUCACAAAUGUUGGCUAUUGGGAGUAAGAGAAAAACUAACUCAGAAUACCCAGAUUACUAAUAUCAAGGUCAGCGAGGCUGUGGUUGAGAAUCAUGCAGUGUUAAGUCACGCUGUGGAGGAAGAAGACCAUACGUACCUGGGUCCAAUUGUGAAGCCAGAUGAUAAGGCUGAAACACAAGAAAUUUAUCAUGAGCCAUUAUCUUCGAUAACUGUUUCUACUGGGAGCUUUUUAAGUUAUGAAAACACAGAUUUGAGCCUUACAGAGUCGUUUUCAGAGCUUGUGGACCAGAGGGAACAAGAAUCCCCCACCAGUAAAGAAGAGGAAACAAAUGUUUUAAGUUCUGUAGUUCCUUCAACACAAGUUACUUAUCAAAGACAGGACCCUCAGGACGCCCUUAAACCUCUUUUACCUGCAUUGGAAACAUUUACAUCUGGUCAGACACACAUUCAGCAGAUGACAGACAAGUACAUAAAUGAAGCAAAUUUGAUGACUGAAAAAACAGACUUGCGGGUUGACUUUGACUUUCCAGAACUGGAGCACAGUUUUCCAAAUUUGCAUCGUCAGCUGUUUAAACCCUUAGAACCACAUCCAGAUUUUGAUUCAUCAUCUUUCUCUGGGAUUUCUCAAGACAGCAAAGACUUUUACCAGAGGUCACAUUCCUCCUGUGAAAGCCUCCGUUCUAGUCUGUCACCCAAAAGUACAGCUUCUUUUACAGCACUGAGGACCAGCCUGCAUUCUCUUAACACCAGCCUGAACCAGCAGCCUGACCCUAACUGGGCUCGUGAGGAAGCUCAGAGUUUUGCUACAGAAAAUGUUAUUGAAGGGUCUGAACAAUCUUUUCAACAACUUCUGCCAGAAUUUUCUUCACAGGAAGGAAGCCAGCAUGCUAAUUUACCAAGUAUAUUUAGCAGCAUUGAAGUGAGAGAUUCUUCCCAAGGGGUGGAAAAUCAAUACUCCUCCUCUGAACAGAAUGAAAUAUUACAAAACAAGCAAAAAAGUGUUCAUUUCCAGCUCUCUGUAGGAAAUUUGCAAAGUUCAGUCUUCAGUUCAUCUGGUGAGGCUAAUGUAUUUCGUCAGUUACAUCUACAGCAUAGCACUCCAUGUGGUUCUGCCUCUAGUGAGUGCUCAGUGAAAGACCAACCAGAAGGCAGAACAGACAGACUGGGCUUUGAAGAACCGUCAGAAAGAGAAGGUACAGUGUUACAAGGCCAAGGGCUCACUGAUGAUGAAGAAACCUGUGGCAUUUUAAAUAUAAAUCCACAAUUAUGUGUAAGAACUUCAAUUCAGACACCAUAUUCAGUCACUGUUCAGAAUGAAAAAUGUCUUGAGGAUUCAACUACCGCAGAAACUCCAACAAUCAUAGGAAACCAAACUCAACUAGCACAGUCAGAGCUCUUUGUAAGUUCUGGAUCGUUUUCAUUACAGAACUCUAUUCCAAUCUGGGAGACAGAAUGUGGCCAUGGUAUAAUGGAAGAACCAGAACUUACAUUGAUAAGCAACAGUGAUAUCAGUAUUGCUGAAAUGGAUUUUGCAAACUUAACUCUAGAAGAAAAGAGAGAAAAUGAGGCAAAGGGCUGUUUUCAGGUGAGUGAAUUUCUGCCUCUAUCAGAAACACAAAACUCAGACUGUCCAGCUGCACCAGAACAUCCUGUGGAGAAACCAGCUGUGUGUGCAGAAACCUUUUCAAAGUUUACAGCUACUCCAGGGAGCUUACAAGAAGCAUUUAUGAAAAGAAAAAAAGCAUUUAUGGAGAGAUCCUCACAAAGACAGAAAGAAAUAAGGAAUAAAAUUCGUAUCUCUGGAAGCUCUCAAACCAAAAUAGUAAAGGAGAAACCCACAGGUUCAUUUGUCAGUCACCUAAAGGGUGUGAACAAGGUUAGAGUGUCUCUUCCUGAAGACAGAAAGACUGCACAAGCCCAUAUGCACCAAAGGGCUAUAAGAUUAUACCAUCAGUUACCUGAAGUGAAAAAGCAAAAGGAAGAGAAAGCAAAGCAAGACGCAUAUGCCCAAAACAGAGCAAAGGCAAAAGAAUUUCAUAAGAAAACAUUAGAGAAACUUCGAGCCAAAAAUAUAUGCUGA